This is a messenger RNA of Drosophila sechellia, 487 nucleotides long. RefSeq lists its product as uncharacterized. The record is from RefSeq and is a predicted model, not a curated record. The transcript is spliced from 2 exons. Bases 74 to 391 code for a protein of 105 amino acids. Lineage: Eukaryota; Metazoa; Arthropoda; Insecta; Diptera; Drosophilidae.
UUUGGGUAUAUAAGCUGAAGCCAAAAGCUCACUCAGCAUCGAAAGCAUCUCAAGCUACAAUCAAUCAUCAAAUAUGCAGUCCAACAAGGUUUUCUUCGUGUUCUUUGGUAUCAUCGCCAUGGUGAUCGCCGCCAGUCUCUCCUCGGAUGUUGUGGACAAGGGUGAUGAUGUGAUCAGCGAUCGUCGUUUCCGUUGGGAAUUCUCGCAAGAUUCCGAUGAGUCUGCCAACGACUUGCAGGAGGAUGAUGAUGAUGAUGAUGAUGCCGCGGAUGAUGACAGCGCAUCCGAAGAAAUUUUGAUCAUCGAGUAUCCUGAAGGCUACGAAAGCGGCUCCAAUGAAAGCGCCUCCGAUGAAAGCGUCUCCGAGGAAAGCGCCUCCAAUGAAUCUUAAUCAUUUAGUUAACAGUUUUUGUAAUAUUUGUUUUUAUAAAUAGUAUUUGUUGUUAUGGCGAAAAGUUUUGAAUACAUAAGAUAUUUGCGAACGUAA